CAAGAAGUUGAGAGUAAUUUCUGUUGGAAUACACCAGUUCUGCGGACAGCAACGAAGAGUAAAGAAAAGGAAAGAAGAUAAAAACUAAAAGUAAAUAAAUAAAAAAUGUACCUUACUUAAGCAUAGAGUAAUUCUAUAUUAUGCAUCUAUAAAGAUUGAUUGCCCUUCUUGAUGAUCAUAGCAUACUUACAAGUGUUAUCCCAGUGAGAGAAGAUGACAAAAUUAAAAUCAAGUAAGAUGAUUUUAAUUUACUUUGCAUGAUUUGGUGUGUUUAUAGUGUUUUUUUUCUCAAUUUUCCUUUUCAUCUUGAGCCCUAUUAUUGAAUUUCUAGUUCAUUUAACAUUCUCGAUAUUGUGAUUUGAAUAAAACUCAUGAAGUAAUCAAGAAUAUAUUACCUUUUGCGGUCCAUUUACAAUGCCGGGCACUUCAACUUUCUCGAACAAUUUGAAAGCAGUGCUUGUCACCCAACUUACAUCACUAUUUCAUUUAGUCAUCAAUUCUUUUUUAAGUUUAUCACUGAACUUUCAUUUUGAUUGGCGAACAGAUAGAAGGAAAAAUCUAGCGGGUCUGGGAAUUGUGUCGGAGAAGCUAACUGAGGAUAACUUUAUAAGAAGUUGAGAAUAAUUUCUUUUGGAAUACACUAGUUCUGUGGACAACAAUGUGAAGCACAUUGUUGGCCUUUCGAGAAGCUGAGAAUAAUUUCUUUUGGAAUACAACAGUUCUGUGGACAGCAAAGAAGAAUAAUACACCAGUUCACUGGACAACAUUGAGUGAAGAACAUUGUUGGCCCUCCAAAAAGUUAAGAAUAAUUUCUUUGGAAAACAACAGUUCCGUGGACAGAAAAGAAGAAUAAUACACCAGUUCUGUUGACAACAACGUGAAGCACAUUGUUGGCCCUCCAAGAAGUUAAGAAUAAUUUUUUGGAAUAUACCAAUUUUUUGGAUAGUAAAGAAGAAUAAUACAUCAGCUCUGUGGACAACAAUGUGAAGCACAUUGUGGGCCUCCCAAGAAGUUGAGAGUAAUUUCUUUUGGAAUACACCUGGAUAGCAAAGAAGAAUAAAGAAAAGGAGAAAAGACAAAAAGUAUAAGUAAAUAAAUAAAAAAUGUACCUUACUUAAGCAUAGAGUGAAUUACGUCUAUAAAGACUGAUUGCCCUUCUUGAUGAUCAUAUCAUACCUACAAGUGUUAUCCUAGUGAGAGAAGAUGACAAAAUUAAAGUCAAAUAGAAGGCAUAAUCUAGCAGGUUUGGGAAUUGUGUCAGAGAAGCUAACUGAGGAUAACUUUAUAAGUUGGAAAAAUUGCUUGACAAAUUAUUUGGUUGGGAAUGGGCUUUGGGGUGUUGUCUCUGCUCAGGAGAUUGAACCAGAUAAGACAAAUAAACAAGAGCAUGAAAAAUGGAAGAAACAGAAUGCUUUGGCUUUGCAUGCAAUUCAACUUUCAUGUGGACAAGCAAUAUAUUCGAAGUUUAAAAAUGUCGACAUUAAUGCUAACUACGUAUGGACUCAGUUAGCAGAACAAGGAGAUCAUGACAAAGAAAGUCGAGUCGAAGAUAAUGGGUUGAGCGAGUACCUUGAAUACGGGCCCUUAUACGAGGCAAUUGAAAAAGGUAAUUGGCAUGAUAUAGAAGGUUUCUUUCAAGAAAAGAAACUGCCAUUUACUGAAAGUGUUUCAUCACACAAAGAGACAGCUCUACACAUGGCAACUUUAUCUGGACAGACUGAAAUUGCGAAAAAACUUGUAAAAUUGAUGGGCCCAAAAGAGUUAGAACAGAAAAAUGAACAUGGAGCUACAACCUUAUCUUUUGCUGCAAUCUGUGGUGCGACAGAACUGGCUAAGGAAAUGGUAAGCAAGAACGAAGAAUUAGUUACAAUAGAAACUGCAGGACAAGAAUAUGGGCAACUUCCUGUGAUGGUGGUUGCAUUGUAUAGACAGAAGGGCAUGGUUCAUUAUUUAUACAAUAAGACGCCAAAAGAUGUGCUGAGUCCUGAAAAGGGUGCAAAUGGAGUCACACUACUUAAUUACCUUAUUAGUGCUGAUAUUUAUGAUGUUGCUUUGUUGCUAUUGGAAAAGUAUCCACAGUUGGGUGUUAUCCCAGAUGUUAAUGAUAAUUAUGCUCUCAAAUUAUUGGCUCAAAGGCCUUCUGCAUUUCCUAGUGGGACUGAACUUUCAUUUUGGGAAAAAUUGAUCUAUUACUGUGUAAGAGUACAUGAAGAGCUUGUAGAAAUGCAAACAUCAAGUACUAGUCAUGAUUACAACAUUCAAAUUCCUGAAUCAAACGACGAAGAUUUGGCAGGAAUGAUGGCACAUGGUGGCCUAACUAUAACUACUCAAGCUCUAGAGUUGGUACGCAAACUGGGUUGGGUGAUAUUGCGGUCCAUUGUUCCAGGGAUCCGUUACAUAUACCGAAGGAAGUCAGUCCAUGUCCAAGUUAGGAAAUUCCUGAGGAUUGUGUUUAAAAAAAUGUUACAAUUGAGCAAACCAGAGCUCGAAAAAAUGGACUUGGAUAAAAUAAUAAAUGAUGCCAUAAAGAAUGGAAUUUUUGAAUUGAUAGAUGAAAUGAUUAAAUGUGCACCAGAAAUUAUAUGGAGAAAAGAUAAAAAAGGGAGAACAAUUUUUUCGAACGCAAUUAUAUCGCGUCAAGAGAAGAUUUUUGGCCUCAUAUUUACUUUAGGAAAAGAGAAGUGUUUAAUGGGAAUGAGGUAUGAUAUUUUUGGCAACAAUUAUUUACAUCUUGCUGCAAAAUUGUCUCCUCCUUCUCGACUUGAUAUUGUAACUGGAGCAGCACUACAAAUGCAAAGGGAACUGCAAUGGUUUAAGGAAGUUGGGAGCAUGGUACAACCCAAACUCAAAGAGGAACUAAACAGCCACAACAAAACACCGAAAGUUUUAUUCACUGAAGAGCACGAGAGGUUAGCCAAAAAAGCCGAGGACUGGAUGAAAAAUACAGCAGGGUCAAGCAUGAUAGUGGCAACUCUAAUUGCUGCUGUAAUGUUCACAACAGCUUUCACAGUACCAGGUGGUAAUAAAAAUGACACGGGAAUGCCAACAAUGCUGGAAACUCAAAGGAUUCCCUUCUUGAUUUUCAUGAUUUCGAAUGCCCUGUCGAUGUUCAGUUCAAGUACAUCACUGUUGAUUUUCUUGGGAAUUCUUACAGCGCGUUAUGCAGAAGAUGAUUUUCUCAAGUCCUUACCGACAAAAUUAAUAUCAGGACUGACGAGUUUGUUCCUUUCGAUUGUUACCAUGAUGGCAUCCUUUGGUUCUGCAUUGUAUUUGAUUCUUCAUGAGAAUUUGUCUUGGGUCACCGUUCCUAUCAUCGUCCUUACAACGAUUCCAAUAGUUCUUUUCUCUAUCUUGCAGUUUCCUCUCUUGAUUGAGAUGACCCAACGUACUUAUGGAGCCGGGAUAUUUGAUGAAUAUACGAAGAAAUCCCGUUUUGCCAAGUUCAGAGCAUGUUUGAUAAGGAGGAAUCCAUUGAGGAAGAAAAGACAUUAAAAAUUUUAUAGGUCUUACUAUAGAGUACUUUGAAUAAGGUGUCUCAAAUGUGUUGUUAGCUCAUUUUGGUUUCUGUCAUUUUAAGUAAUGAUGUAUCCAUGGUGUUUUUUCUUAUGAAUAAUUCAUGUAUCGGAUCUAAUUGAGUGUCUCGUAGAACUUCGUUGUUUGAAGAGUCAUCUUGAAUUCUUAGUAUGUACAAAUAGAAGCACAUGUAGCAAUAUUUUGUAAUGCAAAUA
This is a messenger RNA of Olea europaea var. sylvestris, 3728 nucleotides long. RefSeq lists its product as uncharacterized. The coding region runs from base 1204 to 3492 and encodes 762 amino acids. Lineage: Eukaryota; Viridiplantae; Streptophyta; Magnoliopsida; Lamiales; Oleaceae. The record is from RefSeq and is a predicted model, not a curated record. The transcript is spliced from 8 exons. Gene Ontology annotation, molecular function: protein binding.